This is a messenger RNA of Amoebophrya sp. A25, 390 nucleotides long. The record is from the annotation of a GenBank genome assembly. Lineage: Eukaryota; Dinophyceae; Syndiniales; Amoebophryaceae.
AUUUAUGAAUUAUGCGCAGCGUUCAGAUAUGAUGCAAGUACAACGGGUCGUCCUCUACAAGUGAGUUGCUGAAAGUUAUGGCGUGAAUCUAGUGCGUGUACAGCGUGAGAGAAUCGAUUAUGACUGUUCCUAUUUCGUGCUUGUUAUUCUCAUUCCCUGACAGCACGCAAACGCAAUAUACUUACAGACGAGGCUCGCUUUCUUCAGGGUGUGAGUGUCUGUAUUCCAAUGGUGCCAAGAUCAGUUCAUUGAUAUGCGCCAUACCACCUGCACGACCACGCAGAAUGACAAUCCUAAGGUUGCGUCGAUGUCGCGGGUUCAGUGGUCGUCGCGUUUCUUAAAUGAAACUUCAUGUGGCGGCGAUUCUGCAGUCCAGUAGUUUACAGUGGG